This is a messenger RNA of Paramuricea clavata, 2371 nucleotides long. NCBI's taxonomy places the organism in Eukaryota, Metazoa, Cnidaria, Anthozoa, Malacalcyonacea, Plexauridae. The record is from the annotation of a GenBank genome assembly.
AGAUCUUUGGACAGAUAUUCAGGGCCAGCGAAGCAAGUGCAGACACAAUAAACUUCUGAGUUUCCUGCUUUUCUUCAACGCUGAGGACAAGGUUCCUUACGGUGAGCACAAGGUUCUUCACGCUGAGGACAAGGUACCUCAAGCUGAGGACAAGGUUCCUCACGCUGAGAAAAAGGUUCCUCAUGCUGAGGACACGGUUCCUCGCACUGAAAGCAAUGUUCCUCACGCUGAGGACAAGGUUCCUCUCGCUGAGGACAAAGUUUCUCACGCUGAGGACAAGGUUCCUCACUCUGACGACAAGGUUCUUCACGCUGAGGACAUGUUUCCUCACGCUGAGGACAAGGUUGCUCAAGCUGAGAACAAGGUUUCUCAAGCUGAGGACAACGUUCGUCACGCUGACGACAAGGACAAUGUUCUUCACGCUGAGGACAAGGUUCUUCGCGCUGAGGACAAGGUUUCUCACGCUGAGGACAUGUUUCGUCACGCUGAGGACAAGGUUGCUCAAGCUGAGAACAAGGUUCCUCACGCUGAGGACCUGGUUUCUCAAGCUGAGGACAACGUUCGUCACGCUGACGACAAGGACAAUGUUCUUCACGCUGAGGACAAGGUUCUUCGCGCUGAGGACAAGGUUUCUCACGCUGAGGACAUGUUUCGUCACGCUGAGGACAAGGUUGCUCAAGCUGAGAACAAGGUUCCUCACGCUGAGGACAAGGUUCCUCACGCUGAGGACAAGAUUCUUCGCGCUGAGGACAUGUUUCCUCACACUGAGGACAAGGUACCUCACGCUGAGGACAAGAUUCUUCGCACUGAGGACAAGGUUCCUCACGCUGAGGAAAAGGAACCUCACGCUGAGGACAAGGUUCCUCACGCUGAGGACAAGGUUCGUCACGCUGAGCACAAGGUUCUUCAACGCUGAGGACAAGGUUCCUCACGCUGAGCACAAGGUUCCUCACGCUGAAGACAAAGUAUCUAACGCUCAGGACAAGGUUCCUCACGCUGAGAAAAAGGGUCCUCAUGUUGAGGACAAGGCUCCUGAAGCUGAAGACAAGGUUCCUCACGCUGAGAACAAGGUUUCUCAAGCUGAGGACAACGUUCCUCACGCUGACGACAAGGACAAAUUUCUUCACGCUGAGGACAAGGUUCUUCACGCUGAGGACAAGGUUCCUCACGCUGAGGACAAGAUUCUUCACACUGAGGACAAGGUUCUUCACGGUCAGCACAAGGUUCCUCACGCUGAGGACAAGAUUCUUCACACUGAGGACAAGUUUCCUCACGCUGAGCACAAGGUUCCUCCAAGCUGAGGACAAGGUACCCCAGGCUGGGGACAAGAUUCUUCACGCUGAGGACAAGGUUCCUCACGCUGAGGACAAGAUUCUUCACACUGAGGACAAGGUUCUUCACACUGAGGACAAAGUUCUUCACGGUCAGGACAAGGUUCCUCACGCUGAGGACAAGAUUCUUCACACUGAGGACAAGUUUCCUCACGCUGAGCACAAGGUUCCUCACGCUGAGGACAAGGUACCCCACGCUGGGGACAAGAUUCUUCACGCUGAGGACAAGGUUCCUCACGCUGAGGAAAAGGAAACUCACGCUGAGGACAGGGUUCCUCACGCCGAGGGGAAGGUUCGUCACGCUGAGCACAAGGUUCUUCAACGCUGAGGACAAGGUUCCUCACGCUGAGCACAAGGUUCCUCACGCUGAGGACAAGGUUCCUCACGCUAAGGACAAGGUUCUUCACGCUGAGGACAUGUUUCCUCACGCUGAGGACAAGGUUCCUUAAGCUGAGAACAAGGUUCCUCACGCUGAGGCUAAGGUUCCUCACGCUGAGAACAAGGUUUCUCAAGCUGAGAACAACGUUCCUCACACUGACGACAAGGAGAUGGUUCUUUACGCUAAGGACAAGUUUCUUCACGCAGAGGACAAGGUUCCUCUCGCUGAGGACAAGAUUCUUCACACGGAGGACAAGGUUCUUCACACUGAGGACAAGGUUCUUCACGCUGAAGACAAGGUUCCUCACGCUGAGGACAAGAUUCUUUACACUGAGGACAAGAUUCAUCACGCUGAGCACAAGGUUCCUCACACUGAGGACAAGGUACCUCACGCUGAGGACAAGAUUCUUCACACUGAGAACAAGGUUCCUCACGCUGAGGAAAAGGCACCUCACGCUGAGGACACGGUUCCUCACGCUGAUGACAAGGUUCCUCACGCUGAGGACAAGUUACCUCACGCUGAGGACAAGAUUCUUCACACUGAGGACAAAGUUCAUCACGCUGAGGAAAAGGAACCUCACGCUGAGGACAAGGUUCCUCACUCUGAGGAGAAGGUUCCUCACGCUGAGGAACCUGAGGAACCAUUUACACUUGAAAUUUAA